CUCUCCUGCGUCUUCUCCGUCGCGCCUCUUGUCUCCUCUCCCCUGCUCCUAAGGAGCUCCAAUGGAGAGGGACGGACGACGCUCUCUAAUGGCCACGCGCAGAGGCUCCGUCUCCAACGACUCCCUCUCCGGCCUGUGCGGCGGCAGCCGUGCGCGCGGCGCGGCCGGCCUGCGCGGCGACGGCGGGGCCGGCCUGCGGGCGGCGGCGCGGUCGGCUGCGCGGCAGCGGUGGCCAUGGCGCGCUUGAGCCCCGGCCUCGAGCUCCCACACCGCCAACGGCGCCCCUCCGUCCCGCACUGUCCGCUGCCCUCGAUGUGGCUUGCUGCGGCUCGGCCGUGCUCGGCCGCGGCUCCCGGCGGCACGGCGGGCCGAGGUUGACCUCCACCGGUAGGCGGAGCUAUCCCGGCCUCCCCGCUCGGCAUCUAUACCGUGCGGCCACCGCUUGGCAUCUCGUCGUACCCUCAUUCCCUCCUCCUGCCAAUUUCGCUUCCUCCCGAUGGCGCUAGCCCCGCGCCCCGGUCCGGCCGCGCGCGGCAGCACGUCCGUCCGGCCGCGUCCCGCCGCUCCUCCGCCCGGCCGCGCCUCGUCCGCCCCCCCGCUGGCGCACCUCUAUUCGGCCGCGCGCCGCCGCUCCUCCGUCCGACCACGUGCCGCCGCGCCUCCGUCCAGGUGCGGCCCGUGAUGGUGCGGCGGACUAUGGCGUCACGGUUCGGCGAGAGGCCGCGUCGCCGGAGAGCUAGCUCGACGUGCAGUGCCGGUGGAGGUCGGCCGGGCUGCAGCUGCCGGACGGGACCAUCCUGGUGGAGCAGGGGGCCGCCGCCAUCAGGAUUGGAUGAUGCGUCAAGUUUGCCGGCAAGAACGAGGAAGAGAAGCAUGAGUAUUGGCGGCGGCGCGAGCUCCACCCCCCUGCGGCCAGAAUUGCUCCUGAAGCCCGAGGACGCGCUGCUGCUGGGCCAGGUCCACCGCCUCGUCACGUCGCAAGAGGUGACGAAGGCGAUCCAGGCCUGGCGGCAGGACAAGGCGCGGCGGUGCAAGGAGGCGGCGCCCGACGACCGGCGGCCGCCGCCGCAGCCCGGGCCCGCCGUCGCCGCCGGCCAGGCGAGCGCUCGCGAAUGUCAGCGGGCGGAUAAGUCGGACCAGCAGCACCGCGGCGGCGGCGGGUCCGGUGGCGUCGGGGCGAGGGGGCGGCACUGGCGGCCGUCGCUGCAGAGUAUCUCCGAGUCGGCGAGCUGACGCGGCGUGCGCCGAGGCCGGCUGCUACCCGGCCGCGGCGAGCGGCUCCGGAGCGACAGACCGAGCGCGACGGCAUUUUCAACAAGAAGCGCUUGCAUUUUCAACGAAUGAUGGUUUACUCACUCAGACGUCUUUAGUUCUUCUGGUUUCCAUUUGGCAAUGACCUGCAACUGCAAGAGUCUUGUUUUGCUUUUUAAUAUAUAUACAUAGCGUCAGUAUAUGUCUAUCUUUCAAAGAUACAGUCAGAGAGCACGAAACCUCAGAAUGCUUCUUGUGAAGUUAAAAUAAUUAGAUGGCAGGUUGAUUAUUUGUGCCCAACAGGAAAUAUGCUGUUUGCAA
Panicum virgatum (switchgrass) is the source of this 1572-nucleotide messenger RNA. RefSeq lists its product as uncharacterized. Bases 682 to 1233 code for a protein of 183 amino acids. The record is from RefSeq and is a predicted model, not a curated record. Lineage: Eukaryota; Viridiplantae; Streptophyta; Magnoliopsida; Poales; Poaceae. The transcript has 3 exons.